This is a messenger RNA of Notothenia coriiceps (black rockcod), 351 nucleotides long. Its product is annotated as fibronectin type III and SPRY domain-containing protein 1-like. Gene Ontology annotation, biological process: regulation of cell division; regulation of mitotic spindle organization. Lineage: Eukaryota; Metazoa; Chordata; Actinopteri; Perciformes; Nototheniidae. The record is from RefSeq and is a predicted model, not a curated record. The transcript has 4 exons. Gene Ontology annotation, molecular function: microtubule binding. The coding region runs from base 1 to 351 and encodes 116 amino acids. Gene Ontology annotation, cellular component: microtubule.
AUGAGGUCGGCCUUGAAUUCUCCUAAGAGGACGCCGACAGCCCGGCCCGGCAGAGACAGAUUCACAGCAGAGUCCUACACAGUGCUGGCUGACACCUCCAUCGACGCCGGCCAGCACUACUGGGAGGUGCGGUUUGACAAGGAGAGCAAAGCCUUCGCUGUGGGCGUGGCCCUGCGGAGCCUCGGACGCUUCGACCAGCUGGGGAAGAGCAGCGCGUCCUGGUGCAUCCACCUGAACAACUGGCUGCAGCAGAGCCUCACCGCCAAGCACAACAACAAGGCCCGCACGCUGGACUGCACCAUCCCCAACCGCAUCGGAGUCUACGUCAACUACGAUGAAGCAAGCAGCUAA